CGCACUUCCUCUCUGUCUUUCCACCCUUAAUACGAGCUGCAGCGACUUGCUCUCUCGUCUUUCCAACUCUUCCUACACCGCUGUCGUUCACGGCGAUCCCUCCUCACUGCAUUCUCCCGCCAUUGGCUCGACUCUACUCGUUGACAAGUCACCAUGGCCACCAAGACCACCCCAUCCACCGCUGCCACUCCCCGGGAGCGCAAGCCGAGCUCUUCCGCCCCCAUCACAGCGUUCCAAGAGCCCAUUGGGCCACCUGGUAUCUCCAAGCCGAAGCAUCGCAGGACAGUGACGGGCUUCAGCCCGCAGGAGAUCAAGAGCGUGGAAGCUAGUGUGCCCGAGCCACAGAGAGAAGCCUGGCGCAAGCAUUCGGCAAGAGAAUUCAACACCAGCGAUCAAUUUGAAGAUGCUGUCGUGAGACAUAUCGAGACCACCUUGGCAAGAUCUUUGUACAAUGUGGAUGAGUCCGGUGCAUACGCCGGCACGGCAUUGGCUUUCAGAGAUCGACUGGUCAUUGAGUGGAACAGGACCCAGCAGAAUCAGACUUCGGCCGACCAGAAGCGUGUCUACUACCUCUCGCUUGAAUUCCUCAUGGGAAGAGCUCUCGACAAUGCCAUGCUGAACGUGGGCAUGAAGGAUGUUGCCAGGAAGGGCCUCGACGAGCUCGGCUUCCGCAUGGAAGACAUCAUCGACCAAGAACGCGAUGCUGCCCUCGGAAACGGCGGUCUUGGACGUCUCGCUGCAUGCUUCCUCGAUUCUCUCGCCACCUUGAACUAUCCCGCGUGGGGCUACGGCCUUCGAUACAGAUACGGCAUCUUCCGUCAAGAGAUUGUUAAUGGCUAUCAGAUGGAAGUGCCCGACUACUGGCUCGAGUUCAACCCGUGGGAGUUUCCCCGCCACGAUGUCACCGUCGAUGUGCAGUUCUAUGGAACGAUCAGGAAGUACAUGGACGACAGUGGCAAGCAGCACACCGCUUGGGAGAAUGGUGAGAUCGUGACGGCCGUUGCGUACGACGCCCCAAUUCCCGGCUACGGCACGACGACCACCAACAACCUCCGCCUGUGGUCCAGUAAGGCCUCUCAUGGCGAGUUCGACUUCACCAAGUUCAACUCGGGUGAAUACGAGGCCUCUGUCGCCGACACACAACGAGCAGAGACCAUCUCCGCCGUCCUCUACCCCAACGACAGCCUUGACCGCGGAAAGGAGCUUCGCCUGAAGCAGCAGUACUUCUGGUGUGCGGCGUCGCUAUUUGACAUUGUCCGACGUUUCAAGAAGUCGAAGAAGGCGUGGUCCGACUUCCCCAACCAAGUCGCCAUCCAGCUGAACGACACGCAUCCCACUCUUGCCAUUCCCGAGCUUCUCCGCAUUCUCAUCGACAUUGAAGGAUUGGAAUGGGAUGAGGCGUGGAGCAUCGUCCAAAAGACUUUCUCCUACACCAACCACACCGUCCUCCCCGAGGCGUUGGAGAAGUGGUCUGUCCCGCUCGUUCAGAAUCUUCUCCCGCGUCACUUGCAGAUCAUCUACGACAUCAACCUCCAGUUCUUGCAAUUCGUGGAGCGAAACUUCCCCAAGGACCGUGACAUGCUCUCUCGAGUGAGCAUCAUCGAAGAAUCUCAACCAAAGAUGGUACGCAUGGCCUAUCUGGCUGUUAUUGGCAGCCACAAGGUCAACGGUGUUGCCGAGCUCCACUCCGACCUGAUCAAGACCACGAUCUUCAAGGACUUUGUCAAGAUCCACGGUCCCGACAAAUUCACCAAUGUCACCAACGGCAUCACGCCGCGCAGAUGGCUCCACCAGGCGAACUUCCGAUUGUCGGAGCUCAUUGCCAGCAAGCUGGGCGGGUAUGACUACUUGAACGACCUCACCCUCUUGCACAAGCUCGAAAACUACGUCGACGACAAGGACUUCCGCAAGGAGUUCCAAGACAUCAAGUACGCAAACAAGCUCCGCCUCGCCAGGUACAUCAAGGAGGCGCAGGGCAUCACCGUCAACCCGGCCAGCUUGUUCGACAUUCAGGUCAAGCGAAUCCACGAGUACAAGCGACAGCAGCUGAACAUCUUUGGUGUGAUCCAUCGCUACCUGGAGUUGAAAGAAAUGUCGCCGGCAGAUCGGAAGAAGGCGCAGCCUCGUGUCAGCAUCUUCGGCGGCAAGGCUGCUCCGGGCUACUGGAUGGCCAAGACCAUCAUCCACCUCAUCAACCAAGUCAGCGAGGUCGUCAACAAUGAUAAGGACAUUGGCGAUGCGCUCAAAGUCGUCUUUUUGGAGGACUACAAUGUCAGCAAAGCCGAGAUCAUCGUGCCUGCCAGUGACAUUAGCGAGCACAUUUCCACAGCAGGUACCGAGGCUUCCGGUACGAGCAACAUGAAGUUCGUCCUCAACGGUGGCCUGAUCAUUGGCACGUGCGACGGCGCCAACAUCGAAAUCACGCGCGAAGUCGGCGAAGACAACAUCUUCCUCUUCGGCAACCUCUCCGAAGACGUCGAAGACCUGCGCCAUGCUCACUACUACUCCGGCCUGAAUAUUGACCCGUCGCUCCAGCGCGUCUUUGACGAAAUCCGCAACGGCAUGUUCGGCGACGCUGGCCAGUUCAGUUCGCUCGUCAACAGCAUCACCGACCACGGCGACUACUACCUCGUGUCGGACGACUUCAAGAGUUACGUCGAGACGCAGAAGCUGAUUGAUGAGGCGUACAAGAACCAGGAGGAGUGGCUGACGAAGACUAUUACCGUUGUGGCGCGCAUGGGCUUCUUCAGCUCCGAUCGCUGCAUUGAGGAGUAUGCGCAGGAGAUCUGGAAUACGGAGCCUGUGGUGCCGCCGGCGAAGCCGCAGAACGGAGCGUAAGGAGAAGGAUUCAACCAACUGUGUUGGAGCGGCAGGACACUGCCAAAGCGUUUGGGUGCAUAAAAGUAGAUGCAAUCAUAUGGGAUGUAUCACAGACAGGAAUGCCAUUGAAAAAUGUUGGGUAAUUAGG
Neohortaea acidophila is the source of this 2968-nucleotide messenger RNA. Its product is annotated as glycosyl transferase. The transcript is spliced from 9 exons. NCBI's taxonomy places the organism in Eukaryota, Fungi, Ascomycota, Dothideomycetes, Mycosphaerellales, Teratosphaeriaceae. Gene Ontology annotation, molecular function: glycogen phosphorylase activity; pyridoxal phosphate binding. The record is from RefSeq and is a predicted model, not a curated record. Bases 154 to 2838 code for a protein of 894 amino acids. Gene Ontology annotation, cellular component: cytoplasm. Gene Ontology annotation, biological process: glycogen catabolic process.